This is a messenger RNA of Heterobasidion irregulare TC 32-1, 670 nucleotides long. RefSeq lists its product as uncharacterized. The record is from RefSeq and is a predicted model, not a curated record. Gene Ontology annotation, cellular component: nucleus; CCAAT-binding factor complex. NCBI's taxonomy places the organism in Eukaryota, Fungi, Basidiomycota, Agaricomycetes, Russulales, Bondarzewiaceae. Gene Ontology annotation, biological process: regulation of DNA-templated transcription. The transcript is spliced from 6 exons. The coding region runs from base 1 to 588 and encodes 195 amino acids. Gene Ontology annotation, molecular function: protein heterodimerization activity; DNA-binding transcription activator activity, RNA polymerase II-specific.
AUGACCAAGCCGUACGUCCAAUCAGGAGAGCCUUUGCACGAGUUCCUGCGCUCCUUCUGGCAGAGGCAAGUGGAUGCUGCCGAGCAGGAGACUCCUGACUAUCGUCACCCGCCCCUCCCCCUUGCCAGGAUAAAGAAGGUGAUGAAGAAUGACCCCGACGUCAAGAUGAUCGCUGCGGACGCGCCCAUACUUUUCUGCAAGGCUUGCGAGAUCUUCAUCGCAGAAAUAACCUCGCGCGCGUUCAUCAUCGCCGACUCGAACAAACGGCGGACUCUGUCACGUUCGGACAUCGCUAAGGCGCUGAACAAGUCUGACCAGUUCGACUUUCUUAUCGACAUCGUGCCGCGGGAAGACCCGUAUGGGCCUGCGGCGACUGGGCACUCCAAAACCGCGGUGAAGAAGAACGCAGCAGGCCCAAGCAUCAAGCGCGACUCAAGGACCGGUGGACACGGAGAUGGACAUCGGGAUCGACCAGAAUUCGAAAACGCCUCCGGCAGUCGAGGCGAUGUGCCCCCUACAGAUGUAUUAGAUCAGCUGCAAUCCCUCUUGCAUUCCCCCGCACCUAUAGACCGGCCUCCGAUGCCUUGAGGGUUUCUGCCAUCGCUCUCUGAGAUUUCUGUAUAUCGAUCGCUUCUGGAUUCAUUAUCUAUAUCUCUUUCUAUUGGUCCUU